Molecule: messenger RNA, 1666 nt
Organism: Closterium sp. NIES-67
Lineage: Eukaryota; Viridiplantae; Streptophyta; Zygnematophyceae; Desmidiales; Closteriaceae
Source: the annotation of a GenBank genome assembly
UGGAAUCCGUGCCUGGAGAACACCACCUUGUCCUGUCCUCCUCACCUUGGAGAUUAUCCGCCUAGGAAAUCUCCUCACUUUGAAGAUUUGCCCGCCGCACAAUUUCCAACUACAGAUUGCCUCGCUGCGCUGAAAAUUCCUUUCCUGGAAGACUUUCAUCGCCCAGUCCCCAUUGUAUCUAGUAGAUAUCGUCGUUGACAGUCAAAAUUCUCCAUAGCAUUGUUACUGUGUGGCAGAGAGUUUGUUGCGAGCGAGUUCAGAGGAGUCAUUAGCCUUAAAGAAGUUAGCGGGCGUCAGGAGCUGUCACGAUGUUCGGCUUCAUGGCGAAGCCCAAGACGCCGGCGGACAUAGUGCGCGCGCUCGCAGAUGGGCUGCAGGCGUUACCUCGGGACGAUAAGAGCGCAGAGGAAGUGUUGAAGAGCCUGCAGACAGUGCGUGUGCUGCUAAUAGGAGACCUUGACGCACCGCCCAAUAAGGAGGCUGUAGCGGCGGCUGUAGCAGAGUCGGUCAAGUGCGACCUGCUGCCACUGCUGGUGGCACGCCUGCCUGUCUUCGACUGGGAGGCUCGCAAGGAGAUGGUACUAGUGUGGACGUACCUGCUGGCACAUGGGGGGAAGAGAAGGCGCGAGGGGGAGGAUGAGGACGAGGAGGAGGAGGGGGAGAAUGGGGGCCGACCGCCAACGGAGGAAGAGGAGGAGGAGGGACCGGCGUUGGCUCUGGAGUUUGUGGAGAGGCACACGGAUCUGGUGGACAAGCUUGUACGCGGCUACAAGCAGAAGGACAUCGCACAGAACUCCGGCCUCAUGCUACGAGAAUGCCUGCGCUCGCCCAAGCUUGUGAGCCACACAUUACAGUUCUCCAAUCUUGACAUCAUCAUGGGGGGCUGCGACCUACAAGACUUUGACAUCGCAUCAGAUGCGUUCCUCUCUCUCAAGGACCUCUUGAAGCGGCACCCUUCUGUGGCAGCCGAGUUCCUCAUGGAGCACUUUGACGAUUUCUUCAAGCGCUUUGACUUGCUUCUCAACUCCGACAACUAUGUCACACGAAGGCAGGCCAUCAAGCUGCUAGGGGAGCUGCUGCUAGAUCGGGCGAACAUGCAAGUGAUGAUGCGGUACAUUGCAGAGGCGCACAACUUCAAGAUCAUGAUGACCCUCAUCAAGGACCCCAGCAGAGCCAUCCAAUACGAGGCCUUCCACGUAUUUAAGAUCUUUGUUGCGAACCCAAGAAAGCCUGAGAAGAUUGUGAAGCUGUUGGCUCGCAACAAGGACAAGAUGGUCAAAUUCCUCAAAGACUUCGAGAUCGACAAAGAGGAGGAAGACUUUGAGGAGGAAAAGGAGAUGCUUAUAAAUGAAAUACAGAACUCCCAUUACCCUGGGCUUGGAUGAAUGUAACGUGCACCAAGACUUUCACCACGUGGGUGGGUCCUAUCCUGUGGUUGGUUAGAUAUUGGUUGUUCUAGCAGCCAUGGCAAGAAUUACGAGUGAAGGGUUCAUGCAAUUUAUUAUUAUUUAGCGUCUCUAUCUUAAUUCCUCUAUGGUUGCUUCCCUCAUGUGCAGCUGCCCCCCUAUUCCUCCUCGCCCUUGAUGGUCUAAAGAAUGUAGAUUCUAGUAGGUAUAGGUUGGAUUUUCUUCAGUUAUUAUGUUACGCAUCUACUCGAAAGCCCGAA